Messenger RNA from Naegleria fowleri, 705 nucleotides. RefSeq lists its product as uncharacterized. The transcript has a single exon. Gene Ontology annotation, cellular component: cytoplasm. Lineage: Eukaryota; Heterolobosea; Eutetramitea; Acrasida; Naegleriidae. The record is from RefSeq and is a predicted model, not a curated record. Gene Ontology annotation, molecular function: MAP kinase tyrosine/serine/threonine phosphatase activity; protein tyrosine/threonine phosphatase activity. The coding region runs from base 1 to 705 and encodes 234 amino acids. Gene Ontology annotation, biological process: negative regulation of MAPK cascade; protein dephosphorylation.
AUGUCAUCAACUACCACCACUUCUACUUCCGCAUUCCAACAACAACCCUAUAGCAAUAACAACAACAACAACAACAAUUCUACCACUAUCCUCGACUCGACCACCACCACCACCACACCCACUCUCUACAGCUUCGCACUCCGAAAAGCUCUCUCCUAUUAUUAUAAAGCCAAUCAACACAUUCGAUACUACUUGCCCUAUGCUUCUGAAUUUGGAGCCACUCAAAUUACACCCAACUUGUGGCUGGGUGAUAUUUCGGAUGCAAUGAAUGUGCCACAUCUCAACAAGAAUUCCAUCUCUCACAUUGUAACAUGUGUCAAAUCAUUGAAACCAUUCUAUCCCGAAGAAGGAUUCAAUUAUUUAAAUUUACAUUUAUACGAUCAAAGUGAUGAAUCGAUUGGACAUGAAAUAUUUCAAGAAUCCUUUGAAUACAUUGAUCAGGCGAUUCAAAAUGGAAAUAAUGUACUUGUGCAUUGCAUGAAAGGAAGAUCACGAAGUGCAUCCAUUCUCAUUGCUUAUUUGAUGAGAAAGAAUGGAUGGACCUAUCGAGAGACUUUGAAAUUUGUUCAACAAAAGAGAUCUAUUGUUCAGCCGAAUGAAGGAUUUGAACGUCAAUUAUUGGAAUUGGAAAAAAAGUUGUCAAGUUUGCAAAAUUCAUCAAAUCUCCAAUCGAUAGAUGAUGAUACUGUGGAGUGGUCAAGGUGA